CCAAUGGCGGGGCGAGGAGGUUCUUUUAAACGGCGGAGCCCGGCAGCCAAUCAGGCCGCUCUCGGAGGCAGCCAACGCGAGGCUGAGCCGAGCAGUGCUGAGCCCAGCGUCGUGCCCUGCGCUCCAGCUACUGCCCAGACUAGCGAACAAUACAGAGACAAGAUGGCUAAAGGUGACCCGAAGAAGCCUAAGGGCAAGAUGUCUGCUUAUGCUUUCUUUGUGCAGACAUGCCGUGAAGAACAUAAGAAGAAGAACCCAGAGGUUCCGGUCAACUUUGCAGAGUUUUCCAAGAAGUGCUCAGAAAGGUGGAAGACCAUGUCAGGCAAAGAGAAGUCCAAAUUUGAUGAAAUGGCAAAAGCCGACAAGGUACGAUAUGAUAGGGAAAUGAAGGAUUAUGGACCAGCUAAGGGUGGCAAGAAGAAGAAGGAUCCUAAUGCCCCAAAACGGCCACCGUCUGGCUUCUUCCUGUUCUGUUCAGAAUUCCGUCCCAAGAUCAAAUCCACAAAUCCUGGCAUAUCUAUUGGGGAUGUAGCAAAGAAACUUGGUGAAAUGUGGAACAACCUCAGUGAUGGUGAAAAGCAGCCUUAUAAUAAUAAGGCAGCUAAACUGAAGGAGAAAUAUGAAAAGGAUGUUGCAGACUACAAGUCUAAAGGAAAGUUUGAUGGUGCAAAGGGUGCAGCAGCCAAAGCUGCUCGGAAAAAGGUAGAGGAAGAAGAUGAAGAGGAUGAGGAUGAUGAAGAGGAGGAUGAAGAAGAUGAGGAUGAUGAAUAAAACUGUACAAUAUUUGUCUGUGAAUACCAUAGAGUAGGGGAAACACCAUAAAUGAAGCACCUCUUAUUUGAGAUGGUGCUGUUGCCCUCAUUAGGCUUAAUUACAAAAUUCGGAUUCUGAUCACAUUGUAGUUUCUAAAAGUGCUCUAGAAAUUGUAACUGGUUUACAUGAAGUGGCCAUGGGUGUCGUGAGCACCCUGAAACUGUAUCAAAGUUGUACAUAUUUCCAAACAUUUUUAAAAUGAAAAGGCGCUCUAGUGUUCUCCUCACUCUGUGCACUUUGCUGUUGGUGUAACAAAGCAUUUAAAAAUGUUUCAAGCAUUUUUUUAAUUUGUAAGGUGGUGUUACUAUAUGGUUAUUGGCUAGAAAAUCCUGGGUUAUAAACUGUACAUAUCUAUAGUUUGUAAAAACUAGACAAAUUCUUGUGGUACAUGCUUAGAGUUGUGAUGCCUUGAGGGAGGGGUGAUGACUUUGGAAGGCUGUACCUUCCAUAGGGUGCCAUGGCCCAAAGCAUGCACUGUGAGGGUAGAUCUAUUUACACUACAGUGGGCGUCCAUUUAGCUUAAAGUUGUCUUUCUGUAUAUAGUGAAAUUAGCAUUCUGCUGCCAUUCUUAGUUGUGGAAGGGGGUUCAGCUGGCAUGAGAAGUGUAUGGGUUUUUUUUAGUUAAGUGCGGUAGUUUUUUAAACUGAAACUGUAGACCUCUCUUCAUCGUCAACGGAGUGAAGAGCAAGUGCAGCAAUUGAAGUUCAAAAACACUCUGUACUUAAACAAAUUUGCAACGUUAUGUUGGUUUUUUUUGUAUGUUUAGAAUGCUGAAAUGUUUUUUGAAGCAAAAUAAACAGUAUUACGUUUUUAAAACUGUUCUUGACAACAUUCUAAAUUUCUGGUUUGAAAAGUACCUUAACAGCAAAAAGUUCAUUUUGAAGUUGGUGGCAUCCCUCAGGGUGGGUAACUUAGGAAACAUUCUGUCUCAAGGAUAAAAAUGGUGGCUAGCUAAAACUGGCUGAAUUGAAAGAGAUGGCUACUCAAGCUAAUAUGCAAUCUUACCUGUUUAUGGCUGAGUGGCGUAAGAUGCUAUGCAAGUUUGAAUUUUAUUACUUGAACAUGGGAGCCUAAAUGAACAUUCAUGACUAAUUGUGUGUGUAUAUAGCAGCAUUCAGAGAUGCAGAAAGGUAGGUGGCUAGGAAUGAGGCUGAUUCAACUGAACAAUUAUAAAAGCAUACGUUAAAUUGGAUUUUUUUUUUUUUUUUUUUCAGUUGUGUUGGGUACAUUUAUAGCCCAAAUGCAUUGCUGUACAUAUUAAAAUGUGCCUUUUUUGUCCUGUG
This is a messenger RNA of Trachemys scripta elegans, 2096 nucleotides long. RefSeq names its product high mobility group box 3 (gene HMGB3). Lineage: Eukaryota; Metazoa; Chordata; Testudines; Emydidae. The transcript has 5 exons. Gene Ontology annotation, cellular component: nucleus. Gene Ontology annotation, molecular function: DNA binding, bending. The record is from RefSeq and is a predicted model, not a curated record. The coding region runs from base 4 to 771 and encodes 255 amino acids. Gene Ontology annotation, biological process: regulation of transcription by RNA polymerase II.